This is a messenger RNA of Oncorhynchus masou masou (cherry salmon), 1060 nucleotides long. RefSeq names its product mitochondrial ribosomal protein S16 (gene mrps16). The coding region runs from base 115 to 507 and encodes 130 amino acids. The record is from RefSeq and is a predicted model, not a curated record. The transcript has 3 exons. Gene Ontology annotation, molecular function: structural constituent of ribosome. Lineage: Eukaryota; Metazoa; Chordata; Actinopteri; Salmoniformes; Salmonidae. Gene Ontology annotation, cellular component: mitochondrial small ribosomal subunit; ribosome. Gene Ontology annotation, biological process: mitochondrial translation.
GGAACAUCACUUCCUGUUUAAAAAUGGCUGUGCAAGUACGGCUUUACGUAAUAUAGAGAACGUUAUUGAGCUUUUACAUAUUCGUUUGACCUCUUUUGCAGCGUAUACAUAAACAUGGUCCGUCUAUCAUCCUUCCUACUGAAGACAUACCAUGGAGGACACAUUGUCAUCAGAUUGGCAAUGGCUGGCCACAAACAGUCUAACAGACCUUUUUACCGGAUUGUGGCAGCUUACAACAAGCGAGCACGAGACAGUAAAUACAUAGAACAGCUGGGCUCUUAUGACCCCCUGCCAAACAUCUACAAUGAGAAACUGGUCAGUUUCAACUCCGACCGGAUCAAGCACUGGAUGGGCUGUGGUGCACAUCCAACGAAGCCUGUGGCCAAACUUCUAGGACUUGCUGGGUUCUUCCCCCUGCAUCCCAUGACGGUAACAGAGGCAGAGCGUCGCAGGGCCCUGGCAGAAGGAGCAGCUCCGGAGGAGGGAGUUAAGCAGCAGGAACUAUGAGAGCUGCAGUGUUGGAACGUGUGGUACUGUCAAGCGUAGCAGGAUGUGGGCAAUGUGCACGAAGGACAGUCAUAUAUGCCACCCCCCUCCCAAAAGGCUGACUGUUUCCAGUGAAAGCCUUUGUUCUAUGUGUAACUAUGGAUAUUCAGAAGCAGUGCUUUUCCUUUUUUAUGGAACCAGUGUAUUCACAUCUUUAUAGCAAUACAUUUGUUUAAUAAACACUUUCUUGCGGUUCACGUUAUAAAUUACCAAUGUGUUUGGGAUACUUUCAGUCUUUCCAAAUCACACCUUUUUUUUGGAGUAACAUUUGCUAAAUGCCACUUUGCUCAAUGAAUGCUUUGAAUACUGUUUUCAGAAAGUAGGGGAUUUUGCAAUAGCUCAGUCGCUUAUCAAUUGAUGGUCAAAGCAAGUAUUUUUUGUUUGUUUAUGGUUUGGCUGUGUUUACAGAUAUUCCACAACUGACAUGUUUCCAAGGUAAAACAAAUAUGAAUGUAGCUAGUUGUGUAAUGUUAAAAGGUCCCUGUGGUAAAUCAUUAAACUGUUUGAUGCAAUA